Diabrotica virgifera virgifera (western corn rootworm) is the source of this 2436-nucleotide messenger RNA. RefSeq names its product proton-coupled amino acid transporter-like protein CG1139. Gene Ontology annotation, molecular function: amino acid transmembrane transporter activity. Gene Ontology annotation, biological process: amino acid transmembrane transport. Gene Ontology annotation, cellular component: vacuolar membrane. The coding region runs from base 215 to 1657 and encodes 480 amino acids. NCBI's taxonomy places the organism in Eukaryota, Metazoa, Arthropoda, Insecta, Coleoptera, Chrysomelidae. The record is from RefSeq and is a predicted model, not a curated record. The transcript has 7 exons.
AAUGGAAAAGGUGAUACGAUUUGCAACAUCUACCGAGGCUCGCCACCUACCAGGCCAGGACUAAAACUAUUCGAAUUUUUGGUUGCGUUGAAUUUUUUAUAUACUAAAAGCCGGUGCGAUUGGUGAAUGAUAUUCGGGUUCAAGAAAUUCGAAUUAUUAAUUAGUGGUGACUUUGUUUUGACAGGAUAAGUGGUGCAUCUGUAAGUGACGAAAGAUGUCCGGGUAUGACAAUCAAGGAUUUGCUGGAGAUGGUACAUAUGGAAAUCAUAAUGAAUAUCCAGGAAGCGAAACCAACAAAAAUCAGCUUGCCAGACAUAGCAAAGACAACGGUUUCUUUACAGUCGAAUUAAAUGAUCGCAAAAAGUCACUAGAAGCAGGCGAAUAUGAUCCGUAUAGAUGGCGAGAUGUGGAACACCCUACCACGGAUACAGAAACUUUUUUGCAUCUUCUCAAAGGGAGUCUCGGAACAGGAAUCCUGGCGAUGCCCAUGGCCUUCUACCACUCAGGAUACCUCUUGGGAGCAGUAGGGACGGCAAUUAUCGGAUUUUUAUGUACUCACUGCAUUCACCUUCUAAUAAGAGCUGAAUAUGAGUUAUGCAAGAGACGAAAAGUGGCUGUGAUGUCCUACCCUGAAACUGCUCUGGCUGGCUUUCAAGAAGGACCUCCCUUUCAACGACGGAUUGCCUUUAUAGCACCGCAUAUGGUAAACAUAUUCCUCCUAAUUUAUCAACUGGGCUCUGGUGCUGUCUACACAAUCUUCAUCGGAGACAACAUCUCAGGCGUAUUCGCCGCACACGGUAUCACCGUAAACGUAAAACUAGUCAUGUUGGCCGCCCUGCUACCUCUGAUACUGAUCAACUGCGUGAAAAACUUGAAAUAUCUAGCACCGCUAUCCACGUUCGCCAAUAUCAUCACCAUGGUCAGUUUUGGAAUCAUUGCUUACUAUAUGUUCAGUAGAGACUUUACCUUUGACGGUAAAGAGCCGUUCGGGGAGGUGAAGAAUUAUCCCUUGUUCUUCGGAACUGUUCUUUUUGCGUUAGAAGCAAUCGGUGUGAUAAUGCCACUGGAAAACGAAAUGAAAACGCCGCAGAACUUUGGAAGCCCUUUUGGAGUUUUAAACAAAGGUAUGGUAGUGAUCACUAUACUGUACACGUCCAUGGGAUUCUUCGGAUAUAUCGCCUAUGGCAGCUCAGUGCAAGGUUCUAUCUCUCUGUCGAUUGGGGACGAUAUACCCGGCCAAAUAUGCAGAAUUCUAUUGUCUAUGUCCAUCUAUGUCACUCAUGGUCUUCAAUUAUAUCCUGCCAUUAAAACCGUAUGGGACAUAUAUUUAUUGCCAUUACUCACUGGAUCAAACCAUUUGGUACUUUUGGAAUACGUCACGAGAGUCUUCUUGGUUACCUUUUGUUUUGUUCUUGCGGUAGCAGUUCCCUACAUCGAUCUCUUCAUCUCCCUGUUCGGAGCAUUGACUCUCUCCGGACUAGGACUCUUCAUCCCUGCUAUGGUGGACAUGGGCACCUACUGGCACCAACGUACCGGCAAGACGAGAAUAUUUACCAUGAUCAAGAACUGCCUUAUCAUCUUGUUGGGAUUCUUUGGACUUAUCGUCGGCACCUCCACGAGUUUGAACGAAAUCAUCAAUAAAUUUUCAAAUGAGUAAAAAAGGAACAAUUUGGUAGAUGUUCUAUCAGAGAACGAAAAGUAUUACGUGAACUUCACCUGAUUUUAUUCGAAGAGAGAUUAUCUUUGUGAACCAGUGGUCUUUAACGUGAUAUUUUUACGUUAAAUUUACGUUGAAAAGACACCUCAAAUUGUACAGGUGUAUAGGUGAGAUUGAACGUAAAUUUCACGCAAGUGUCACUAAAUUUUGUGCAAGUAGUCCAGGCAGGAUAUGUUUUGAUGUGGACAAUUUCCAUAGGAGUCUAUUUUUUGCUGGACUCACUUCAGGAUCCCAGUGAUUCCAUGGAUUCACUACAUCCUGAAGUGAUUCCUGCAAAAAUAGAGCCCGAUAGGACUAUUUUCCAUAGAAAAUAUCAACAGAGCCUGCCUAGACUAAAGUUAGUUUUGUUGACCAAAGUGCGGGUGAUAGUAGAAUAAGACUCACAGAUUGUAAAUAUUUUUUUAUGUAGAUAUAGUUGUAAUUAUUUUCUGAGAAUAUGUGCAAUAUUUGCAAUAAACAGUAAAUAUUUUUUAUGAACAAUUUACGCAGAAAAAGUGAAGUAAACUCUUCUUGUUAAAAAGAUCAAUUGGGAGUAUUUACCGUACGUAAAUAUUGGGGAAUAUAAUAAUAUUUUUUUUAUUUUGUUGUCUCCUUGGCAUUCCAAUUGUAAAUAAUGUUGACUAUUGACUGUACAUACGAGAAAGGACAACCUUAAUAUUUAUUAAUAAUAUAAAUAUAUUUUCUACAUAAUAAAUUUAAAUAAAAAAUUAGAAAUGAAA